This is a messenger RNA of Saccostrea echinata, 2861 nucleotides long. RefSeq names its product nardilysin-like. Bases 1 to 2259 code for a protein of 752 amino acids. Gene Ontology annotation, molecular function: metal ion binding. The record is from RefSeq and is a predicted model, not a curated record. The transcript has 22 exons. NCBI's taxonomy places the organism in Eukaryota, Metazoa, Mollusca, Bivalvia, Ostreida, Ostreidae.
AUGUUCACAACAGUGAACAUCCCCAACUUGCAAAUAAAGAACCCAUUUGAGAUGGAAAAAUUUAGAAAACUGUAUUACAUUGAUCCUGUUAAAGAUAAACACAUGCUGGAAAUUAACUGGUCAUUUCCUCCAAUGCUAUUACAAUACAAGAAAAAGCCAUUGUUGUACCUGGACUUUUUCUUGGGUCAUGAGGGAGAAGACAGUUUACUAGCUCACUUGAAGAGCAGGUAUUUUGUCACAGCAGUGGAGAGUGGGCACAGCUACAAUGGAUUUGAACUGAACACCACAGCCACCCAGUUUGUGGUGAACUUGACCCUUACUGACAGGGGACUUGAACAGUUUGAGGAAGUUCUGCUGGCAGUUUUCCAGUACAUACACUUACUAAAGAGCAAAGGACCACAGGAGCAGUACUUUGAUGAGAUGAAGAUAGUGGAGGAAACCAAAUUUAGAUUUAAAGAGAAGGGAGAUGCAAUGGAUUAUGUGGAGAAAGUCUCAGAAAACAUGCAGAUAUUUUCCCCUGAGGAUGUUUUAACUGGCAGAGAUUUAAUGUAUGAAUAUGACCCAGAGCUGAUUGUUAAGUGCCUGGCAGAUCUAAGGGCAGACAACUGUUGUAUUUUCCUAUCGUCCAAACAACUGUCAGAUAAAUAUGACAGACAGGAUAUCAAAUGGAGUCCUGUAAAGUAUGGAGUGGCAGAAAUCAAACCUGAAUGGAUUCAAAAAUGGCAAGACCCACCUAAAAAUCCUGACCUUUGCUUACCACAACCAAACAAAUCAAUAGCUACAGAUUUUACAAUAGCAGAGGUGGAAGCAAAGUAUUGUACAAAGCAUCCUAUAACUCUGUCAGAAAAUGAGUUGUGUACAUUGUAUUACAAGAAAGAUAUGAAAUUCAAAGUGCCAAAAGCUUAUGUGUGUGUUCAGUUGAUGUCACCAGUGGCCAGCCAAUCAGUGAAGAGCCAAGGUCUGCUGAAAAUAUUUGAGGCUGUGAUGAGCCAUAAAUUGGAUGCCCCUACAUAUCCUGCUAUCAUGGCUGGCUUUGACUACUCAAUCAAUGUGGAUGAUACAGGACUUAAAUUCAAAGUGAAUGGAUUUAACCAGAAAUUGCCUGAGCUGUUUGAUCUACUUCUGACAGCUGUAUUUGACUAUGCCUGCAAUGAUGAGUUGUUUCCCAUCAUGAGAAAUAAAGUGAAGAGGGAGAUUUUUAAUGCCAUCAUCAGACCAUCUGAACUUGUCAGAAUCCUUCGAUUUUCUGUGAUAGACCCCUACUACAGGCCUGCACCUGAAAUAUACAGUAUAAUUGAUAGUUUGACCAAUGAGGAUCUUCGACACUUCCUAACAGAGUUCAGACAGAGUAUAAAAGCAGACAUCUUAGUUGUUGGCAAUGUUACACCAAAGGAGGCAACUUGGUAUAAAGAGAGAGUGGAAUCAAAAUUAUGUGGAAAAGUGGAACCUUCUAAAAUGUACCAGAGAAGAUUGUACCAGAUUCCUAAACAGUGGAGUUACUGCCAGACAAACAGCUUUAACAUGGAGGACGCCAACUCUAGCAUCACAGUGUACCUCCAGUCUGACCCCGGGGAUAUCAGGUCAACUGUCAUUAACGAACUCUUAGAUUUAAGAAUGCAGGAGCCCUGUUUUGAUGUAUUGAGGACACAACUACAGCUGGGUUACACUGUAUACUGUCAGAAUCUGGUCACCAAUGGCAUCAUGGGACUCGCUGUAAGAGUCCAAUUUCAAGCUCAGAAGUUCACAAUGCAUGAAGUUGACAACCAUAUUGAGGAUUUUUUGAACAAGUUCAAAGAGAUCUUGGAUGAAAUGUCCAAAGAGGAAUUUGAUACUUUGGUGGAGUCUCUGAUAGCAGCCAAGCUUACAGAGGACACACAGUUAGAGGAGGAAGUCAACAGAUACUGGGGGGAGUGCAAGGAACAAAACUAUGUGUUUGACCGACUAGAGAAAGAGGUAGCUGUACUGAGGGUAUUAACAGUAGAAGACCUGCGGAACUGGUACAAACAGUAUCUGGGCGAAAACCAGAAACGGAUAAGCUUUCAGGUACUUGGAAACCCAGAAGUGGAACAAGCUGAUGGGAAGAGUGAUGAAGUGGAACCUCCCCAGAAGAAAGCUAACACAGACAAAUGUAAUAGAGAACAGAGCUAUGUUGUGAGACCUGUCAAAGACUGUAACUACCCAGAUCAUCAAUGUAUCAGUGACAUACAGCACCUCAGAUCUAAACUCACAAUGUUUGACUACCACUGUAUCACAAAAUGAUGAAGGUUGAAGAUAGGUACAAUGAUCAAUGUUAAAAGAAAGGGAGGUGUGGGGGUUUAGUUCUGUUUUAAUUGUUUCAAUAUUUUGACCUUUUAAAGAAAAGAAACUAUCAUUCAGGGAAGUGGGACAUUCAGUCAUUGUGGUAAUUAAGCAUGAAAUUAUUUUAUGAGGGAAUGAAACAUGGUGUAAGAUAUACAUGUACAUGUACCACAAAGAAACAAAAAUCUUUCAAAAAGUGAAUACAGUUGAACUUCGGUAUCUCGAACACUGAUAUCUUGAAUGCCAUGUAUAUGUCAAAGUGAAUUGGAAGUCCCAACCACUUAUUCUUAAAGUAUUUAACCCUCAAAUACUUGGAUAUCUCGAAGUUUUUACCUGGUCCCAUUGAGUUCGAGAUAACGAGGUUUGACUGCAUUUUAAAUCUUUAUAAUAUACCAAAACUUUACAUAAAGGAGACUGGAAUAUGGUGAGGGCAUCAUAUCACUGAUAAAGAUUAUUCAUGGAUGACAUAACGUGUGGAAAGGUACAGCUUCUGGACAGUAUAUGUAGCUAUAUAAUCAUUCUUUGUAUUGACAUUGAGAAAUCUAAUAAAAUUUCUAAAUGAU